AUGCUACCUAAUUUAAGAAAUCUGCAAAAAACAAGACCAACUGCUACAACUCCUGAUAUAUCUUAAAAGAGGAUGCUUUUAUAAAAAAGUGAGCAUCAUGAUGUUUACUCUUUAAAAUCUUAAAUUGAAUCUUUAUAAAAAUAACUAGAAUAUGUUUAAACAAAUAAAUCAUUUGUAAUGAAGAUAACUUCUCCAUCCUCAUGUACAUAAUGUUAAAAAUUUAAAGUAACUAUUUAUUCAUAUUUUCUAGCAAUAAUUAGAUCUUUAAUAACUAAAUGAAAAAAUUACAAAAAAGAAUUAUGAAUAGAAAAUUGAUGAAUUACUAAAAUAAACUCAAAAAGUUUCUAAUUCUAAAUGCAAAACAAAUGAAUUAGAUACAAGAUAUGAUGAUUUACUAUUUAAAUUGAAAUAAAUUUAUUAAUAUGAAUUACUAAUAACAGAUGACAAUAAUAUAAAUGUAAAUAAUAUUUAGAAAAUUUAAUUUUCAUACAAGAACUCUUAAGAAUAGAAUCAAUAAUAUAUUUAAUAAUUACUUUAAUAAAUUGAAGAACAAGAUAAAAUUAUAAAAAAAGAUGCCCUUUUAUUAAAAAAUGCAAAUAUACAAAAUGACUAAUAAAAAAAUCUCAUCUCAAAUCUUCAAAAUUAGUUAGAGAAUAUUAAAAAACAAUUAAAGGAUUAUUAAGAAAUAAAUAAAAAACCUAUAUAAACUUUACCUAAUGAACUCUCUCCAAAAUAAUAAACCAAUCCUCAAUAAGAUAAAUCUCUCUUAUAAUAAUUAUUAUUUUAAAAUUAAUCUCUUAAAGAAAAACUAAUUUAAUAGAAUCAUUAAAUUGAUAAAUCUGCUUAAGAAAAUUAAAUUUAAAAACAUUUAUUGAGAAUUGAAGUCUUAGAAACUGAACUUAAAUUAAGUCUUCGUUGUUGUAGAUGCUAAAAUCUAUUUGAAAAACCACGUACUUAUAUUCCUUGUGGACACUCCUGUUGUGAAAAGUGUUAUAAAUAUAAAUGUGAUUCUUGUGAUACAGAAGCAGUCUAUAGGAAUAGACAAUUCGAUGAAUUAAUAAGAGUAUAUUAUAUUAUAAAGGAUACUAAAACAUUCAUUCAAGAAUGUUUAUUGAGAUUGUAAGGUUGA
This is a messenger RNA of Paramecium primaurelia, 1129 nucleotides long. The record is from the annotation of a GenBank genome assembly. Lineage: Eukaryota; Ciliophora; Oligohymenophorea; Peniculida; Parameciidae.